Messenger RNA from Fusarium subglutinans, 1272 nucleotides. RefSeq names its product 26S proteasome regulatory subunit N6. Gene Ontology annotation, cellular component: proteasome regulatory particle, lid subcomplex. The coding region runs from base 1 to 1272 and encodes 423 amino acids. Gene Ontology annotation, molecular function: structural molecule activity. NCBI's taxonomy places the organism in Eukaryota, Fungi, Ascomycota, Sordariomycetes, Hypocreales, Nectriaceae. Gene Ontology annotation, biological process: ubiquitin-dependent protein catabolic process. The record is from RefSeq and is a predicted model, not a curated record. The transcript has 3 exons.
AUGGCGGCGGCCGAAUCGGCGAGGGUCCAGGAAGCACAGAAGCUCGCCAAGUCUGACCCUCGAAAGGCUGAGGCCAUCUACAAGGACAUCAUCUCCAAGGCUCCCAGCACCACAUCCGAUGCUGCCACUCGCGAGUAUGAGACUGCUCUGAUCAGCUUAGGAGAGCUGUAUCGAGAUGAGAAGAAUACCCAAGAGUUGGUGACCCUGGUCAAGGAGAGUAGAACGGUCUUCUCUUCUUUCGCAAAGGCCAAGUCAGCAAAGCUUGUCCGCCAACUGCUCGACCUCAUCAAGGAAAUCCCCGAUAGCACCGAUAUCGAAAUCUCCGUCACCAAGGACUGUAUAGAAUGGGCCACCGCCGAGCGCCGCGCGUUUCAGCGACAGGACCUCGAGGUUCGCCUUGUCACUCUCCAGAUGGCAAAACAAUCCUACUACGAAGCCCUUGGUCUCAUUAACAACCUUCUUCGCGAGCUCAAGCGCCUCGAUGACAAGCUCCGACUCGUCGAAGUUCAGCUCCUCGAGUCAAGAGUUUACCACGCCCUUGGCAACAUCCCCAAGUCCCGCGCUGCUCUUACCAGUGCACGAACAAGUGCCGCCAGCGUGUACACCCCUCCGAUGCUACAGGCUAACCUCGACAUGCAGAGUGGUAUGCUUCAUGCUGAGGACAAGGACUUCAAUACCGCUUUCUCUUACUUCAUCGAGGCCCUCGAUGGCUACCACUCUCAAGACGAGAGCACCCGAGCUCAGGCUGCUCUUCAGUACAUGCUUCUUUGCAAGAUCAUGCUAAACCUCGUUGAUGAUGUCAACAACCUAAUGACUUCCAAGCAAGCCCUGAAGUACGCUGGCAAGAACCUAGAGGCUAUGAAGGCCAUCGCUCGCGCACACUCGAAUCGAUCACUGGAGGAGUAUGAGCGAGCACUUUCUUCUUACCGAUAUGAGCUCGGUAGCGACGCUUUCAUCCGCAAUCACCUUCGCCGCCUCUACGAUGCUAUGUUGGAGCAGAAUCUCAUCAAAGUCAUCGAGCCUUUCUCACGCGUCGAAAUCGACCACAUUGCCAGAAUGGUUGGCCUUGACACUCAGCAGGUUGAGCGAAAGCUGUCUCAAAUGAUCUUGGACAAGGUUAUUAUCGGUGUUUUAGACCAGGGCGCUGGUUGUCUCAUCAUCUUUGACGAGACGCACCGAGAUGAGUCCUAUGAUGCGGCUCUGGCAACAAUCGAGAAACUGAGCAGUGUGGUGGAUGUACUCUACACGAACCAAGCUUCCAUGCUGGAAUAG